UACGUGUGUUGGAUGAACUUGUACAGAUGACCUGGAAGUAUUUUCCCAAGUCGAGUGGCUGUGUAGACCCGAUCAUUUUAACUUUAUAUCUGCUCUUUAUUCAUGCAGUAAAUACAAUUUUACUGGCAUUGUAACGGCUUAUGAGGAAACCAGAAAGUGUAUGUAGCAGUUCGGAAAGAAAUCGGCGGAGCCGAAAGAUUAACUGUUUGUUCGCUGUAACAUUUCAGCUCCAACAUGUCGGAACCAGCCGAGAAGAGAUUAAAAACUAAUGUGCCCAUGUGUAAAUCGCACUGCGCACUGGUGAACAGCAAAGCCAGGCAGAAUUUCCCUGCCGUCGUGGAGGAAGCUUUAUGUGGAUUUUCAACUUCUCUGAUGGAGUUCGCUUACCGAUUCGAAGCUUUGGCUAAGAUCUUUGAGCAGGAUGAUCUGCCCUUGUCCCGUGUGGCUGCUUUUUUCCAUCAGGAGUCUAUGAGGGAGCAGGCCCAGGCUGAGGCUCUGCUACAGUACAUGUCUGAGCGUGGGGGAAACCACUGCAACAAAGUUAUUCAAAGACCAGGCACUGAGCAAGUGUCUGCGCUGCUCUCUGCUCUGGAGCUCAUGCUGGGCAACUGGAAGGAGGAGAUGGCCAUCAUGGUGGAACUGUGUCAGCUAGCACGUGAACAUGAGGAUCCUCACACCAUCAGUGUGAUCAAAAGCUACUUCCUCAAUCCACUCAUCCCAAAAAUCAAGCUUCUGGGUGACUUAUUGACCAGCGCCCGAAGAGUGGGAUGCAACACUGAUGGCACGGGAGGAUUUGGAGAAUAUCUCAUUAACCAACUCCAGAAGGAACUGUGCAGUGCAUGAACUUUCCCCUAAUGAUAAAACGUCCUACCGAUGCAGUAAAAUCCUGACCAUUUCAUAGAAUUUAUGUGGCUUCUGUCAUGUGGCCUUUUUAUAACUAUAAUGUGACUUCAUUAAAGAAAAAAAAUAUUUUAUGUUAAAACUUGGCCAUUGUAUUUUGUAUAACACAACCUGAUAUUUAUAAAAGUAUAUCUUUGAUAAUGUAUUACAAUUAUGUGAAACGAAUGCUCUUGCUUUUUUGCUACCAAAGCUUUUUUUGCUACCAAUUGUAUCAUGUAUAAAUCUUUAAAUAUGAUUAUAUUAAAAAGGUGACCUAUUAGUUA
This is a messenger RNA of Silurus meridionalis, 1163 nucleotides long. Its product is annotated as Ferritin light chain, oocyte isoform-like. The transcript is spliced from 3 exons. The record is from RefSeq and is a predicted model, not a curated record. Bases 235 to 843 code for a protein of 202 amino acids. Gene Ontology annotation, biological process: iron ion transport; intracellular iron ion homeostasis. Gene Ontology annotation, cellular component: cytoplasm. Lineage: Eukaryota; Metazoa; Chordata; Actinopteri; Siluriformes; Siluridae. Gene Ontology annotation, molecular function: ferrous iron binding; ferric iron binding.